Messenger RNA from Linderina pennispora, 476 nucleotides. RefSeq lists its product as uncharacterized. The transcript has a single exon. The record is from RefSeq and is a predicted model, not a curated record. The coding region runs from base 154 to 426 and encodes 90 amino acids. NCBI's taxonomy places the organism in Eukaryota, Fungi, Kickxellomycota, Kickxellomycetes, Kickxellales, Kickxellaceae.
ACGUUACUGCUCCAACACCUGGGGACGCCGCUGCCGGGCGCUGUGACAACAUUGGCCGUAUGCGAAUCCACCUUCCUUAUGUGUCCCACAUCAUGUCCGUGACAUGAGCAGAAAUGCUACAAAGACAAAUCAACAACAGAUUGGCACCAAUCGAUGCGCGUAGCGAUGUUGUCACUGUUGCCGCUACCGCCACCGUCGCUGCUGUUAUCGUCGUCACCGUCGGCAUUGGUGAUGAUUAUCAUGGUUGAGCUGGCGCCGCCGUCGGCAUUGGGUUUUGUCUGCCAGAAAUUGAAUCUUCAGAUAGCUACAGCGGCACACUUGGCUCGGCUAAUUGGCGCUGCAAAAAAUAUUUAUCCAAGUAACCAAUCCUUGUCUCUUCCACCUCCCCUGCUCCUUAUUGCACGCAAUACUAGCUGCUUAGAAUAAUUGAGCAUACCCGGAAACCUGAAUGCUGCAGCUUCAUGUAAUCCGCUCCA